Diachasmimorpha longicaudata is the source of this 1917-nucleotide messenger RNA. It is a transcript of the gene prel, whose product is annotated as PRELI domain-containing protein 1, mitochondrial. Gene Ontology annotation, biological process: phospholipid transport. The transcript has 5 exons. Lineage: Eukaryota; Metazoa; Arthropoda; Insecta; Hymenoptera; Braconidae. Gene Ontology annotation, molecular function: phosphatidic acid transfer activity. The record is from RefSeq and is a predicted model, not a curated record. Bases 252 to 968 code for a protein of 238 amino acids. Gene Ontology annotation, cellular component: mitochondrial intermembrane space.
CGAAAAUUGUAUAUUGGACGUCAUCCACUACCUUUGUAUUGCCCGAUUAUCACCUUAUCGUCGAUAUUUAUUGGAAAUUAUGGUCUCCUGGACAUAAAUUCGGAAAUAUAUCCUCCUACCGUCACUCAGCCGUAACUUCAGGAGAUCGAAUGGAAAAACUAUUCUAUUAUCUCGGUGAGAGCCGCAAGUACCUCGACCCCAAAUUCCAUAUAUUGACUUUACUUGAUCGAUUAUUUUGACUUGUGGGAAUAAUGGUCAAGUAUUAUGAGAACAGCACGACUUUUCAGUUCGAUUGGAGUCAGGUUGCUCAGGGCUUUUGGAAACGGUACCCCAAUCCCCACAGUUCGCACGUUCUGACCGAAGACACAAUAACCAGAGAAGUACAAGAUGGAAAAUUAUACACAAAGAGACUACUGACGAAGACAAACAGGGUGCCCAAGUGGGGGGAAAGGUUUAUCAGUAAAAAUGUUGUUAAAAUUGUAGAAGAGACUAUUGUUGAUCCUGAACAAAAGACUUUGACGUCUUACACGAGGAAUUUGGGGUAUACGAAAGUCAUGAGUGUUAUUGAAAAAGUGGUGUAUAAAGUAUCGGAUGAAAAUAAAAAUUGGACAGUGGCUCAGAGAUCAGCAUGGAUCGAUAGUUCAUUGUUUGGAUUUCGAAGUGCAAUUCAAGCAUUUGGCCUGGAAAGAUUCAAGAAAAAUUGCAUGAAGAUGAGCGGUGGCUUUAAUUACGUACUCGCUCAUAUGUUUCCAGGUACAGCUCAGCAGAUGAGUCCAACGUUAGCGCAAAUGGGAUUUACUAGCUAUGAUGAACCAUCCAUGGCCAAAUUUACGCAUGCAGCUGAAGAUCUCCAGCACUCGCUUCAUGACAAAGCAGAAAAAGUGAAAGACGCCGCGAAAAAAGCUACAGAUUUAGCAAAAAAGAGAGCUGGUCCGAUGUAUGUGGCUUGCCAACCGAAUCAGUCCUAGAACAACUGUCAUAUGUUUUAACUCCAGCAGUGAGGAGUGUGAGGGUUAGUCACAAAAAGGACAAAGGUUCUGCGCUAAGUUAAUGAAUAUUAAAAUCCGGUUAUUUGUCUAUUCAGGAGCAAAGUGGAAAAUAGUUCCAGCGAAUUUUGUGUAUUAGUCUGUUGCAACUAUCUCCAAUUUUAAAAGAGACAGAAAAAUUUAUGUUAUGACCACUAUUUAGCUGUCAAUUUGCUCUACGGAAAACAUCAUUAUGAAAAAUUCGUUAGCUCGCUUGAAAUCAAAAAUAUUCCUUAAGUGAAUCAACGGAUAUCCGAAUUUAAUUGAUAAAAUUGUUUCUCGAAUUAAACAAAAUGCUUGGAAUGUUAGCCUCUGAAAAAGGGAUACAUGAAAAAAAUUAAGAAAAACUUUUAAGUAGAAUAAUUACGUCAAUGAUUAUUUUUUCCAGGGAACUCUAUAAAGUCUAUAGAGAGCAUUAAUUAAAAAAUAAAUUGGAGACCCUGGCCUUCUCUCCUAUCCAUUCGUUCACUUUUCCCAGAAAAAUCAUUCCUGUUUCAUUACUGCCAGAGAAUUCUGCAAAGGUGGAAGCGACGAAUAUCGACUCACUUUCUAUAACGAUUAGAUAAUGUAUUUGUGUCAAAUUGAAAAAAAAAAAUAGAAUAAAAAUGAAACUGCAUUUUUCCACAUUUGUCCAAUGAUAAGAAUGAGCUAAUGAAUUGUUCAACAGUUACAGCCCAUGUGAGCAUAAUAAAGCCCUCAAAUAGAGAUUUAUCGAUUCACAGCAAUAAAUAACUUAACGUUAUCGAUCCAAGUAGUCUGAGUAAAAAUUAUUACAAAUUACUAAAUUGUAUAAUUGUAGGAUGCGCUCUGUAAACUACAUGGAAUUAUGUAAAUAGAAAGUCCAGGAGUCAUUUUAUAUUGUCUUAAAAUAAAUAAAUAAAUAAAUGAUAAA